Messenger RNA from Dermacentor albipictus, 2721 nucleotides. RefSeq lists its product as uncharacterized. Lineage: Eukaryota; Metazoa; Arthropoda; Arachnida; Ixodida; Ixodidae. The record is from RefSeq and is a predicted model, not a curated record.
GCAGCUAAUUUUCGGUCAUAUUGGCGCUAAUUACGACUAUAUAAAUAAUUCUACCUACUUUGCGACUAAUUCUGUCUUCUUGUAGGUAUCGGUGAAGCCGCCUUCCGGACACAAUCACCUCGCGCGAAGCCUGCUUAGUCCAAGCGAACUUGCUCCAUUUCUCAAAAGUGUGCCACACGGUGGCUUUAUCUCAUCAUGUAUAGAUAUGCGGCGGUGCACCCUUUACAGGAGUAUAGUGCACUGUGGGUAAUUUUCUACUGAACACCGGGUGUUUUAACGUUAAAAAAAAUUUUUUAAAUCGCCUCUGGCAUUUAACACAAAUCUGCUUAGUGAGCUGGAACGCUCGAAGAGAUAUAUCGUACAUUCACGAGAAAUUAGCACGCACAAAUGACAAAUUAGGAGAAAAACACUAAUUAAAUCUUCAACUAAUUACUUUAGCGCAGACAUUGCGAUACGCGAAUUGAGGCCGGUGAUUUCAUAUCGCUCAUCCGCUUGGAACUAAUUUUGAAACUAUCACCACUUUUGAGAUAGGCGCUGUCACACUUGCUGUAAAAAUGCGCUGUUCCCCUUACUUUAACGAAAUGCCUUUUUAUACAUUGAAGCUGAAAAGUUAAGAGAUGCACAUAUUUACAUCGCCGAACUUUCCGCACAACGCCGACCGCGAUAUCAUGCUAUGCAUGUCUUCGACAGUUCCCGUUCGGGGAGGUUCCACUUAAUUUGUUUGCGCGAUGUCUGACGCGGCAUAACCAAGGCGUCGAUGACGUCAUAGACAGCGGAAGGGGUACGGCUGCGCGUGCAUGUGUAAAUGAAUGCACGAGCGGAACAUUGUCUCGUUUUGGCUUCUCUUUAGUCGCCUUCCAGCCUCGCUGGUGGGGUGUUUACUAGGGCGACCCGUACUGCUUACUAUCCCCCUUUUACUAUAUGCUUAGGCAUUUCACGCCUGGGUUUAACGACCUUUUUCUGCGAAUGGCGCAUGGAGAACGGCGAAAGCGGACGGGAUCGUAGAAUGUUUUGCACCGGCGCGCCUGUUGUGACCGCGGGCAAUGGGUCUUACCCUCCUUCAUACUUUUCUCCCCACAACCCUUUCCCCGUGCAGUGCCGUUGAGGUGUCCUCCUGUAAGAGACAGUUCCGCCGCUGCGCUUAUCUCUCCCAUCUCCCUUUAAAAAAAAACACUUCACACCGGUUAAUGGGUCGUUUCUCGCUGUAUUCCGGAUGGCAGCUAUCAAGCGCGCACACAAUCGGCUUAAACUGCGCAUUCUCGCCCUGUAAUGUGAAUGGGGUUUUCUGGCUUCGCAUGAAAUUUUUUUACCUACCCCGCCAUGUAAUGCUACGCAUUAACAUUUUGACUGGAUUGUGUGACACGUUUAUAUACCGCGACGAUUUGGACAGCUUCGUAUAUUGUCGUUUCUCGUUACAGCGCUUCCGGAUACAUUCCGACGCUAGGCAACCUGGUGUUCGUCUGCUUGGUUCCUUUCCUCAUACUGAGCGCUGCAGCAGCGCUGAAUUUUUAUAUGAAAGCUAAACCUCAAGCGGGAAAUCAAGCUGCUCACAUCGUCUCCGAAGCUCCCGUGGAAGCAACUAUUCCACUUCCUCAGCCAACACAGUACGCUUCCGUGCCGGGCCGCGCGGUGUGGUGCGUGUACGAGCUUGAAGCGGUGGCCGAGCGAGACUACAGCCCCGCCGACAUGCCGGGCCACCUGUGCAGCGUCUUCGUGUGCGCCUACGCAACGCUCGUGCGACGGGGUCGGCUGGCGCCCAAGGACAGCUACCAGGUCGCGGUCAAGAAUUUGCAGUCGGUGGCGCGGGACCCUCGCCGCGACGUCUACCUGGCCCUGGCAGGGCCCGGCACACCGUCCGGCGUGGCCUCGGAGACCGCGUCGUCGACCCGCUACCGGACGCAGCUGUGCGAGCACCUCGAGGACGUCUUGGAGGACUUGGACCUCCAGGGGGCGCUGUUCCACUGGCCGUCGCCCUACCGCGACACACUAUCGGACGCCGUUGUCGCGAGGCAGUUUGUCGGUGCGAUGGAGACCUGUCUCGGUGCCUUUUCGAAGAAGAUGGCGCUGGUUGUCCCCGAAAACGAACUGGAAAGGAAGCACUUCUUUCCGUUUAUUGAUGGUACAAGGCCGUCCUACAACGUAGUGUUCUGGACGCACGAACUGCACAAGAAGCCGGGCUCCGACACGAUGGCUCACUGCGUUGUCAACCUGCCACAAAUUGUGAACCUGCAGGCGGACUUAAAGAAGACUGCGCCGGCGCUGCAUGAUCAAGCCAUGGUGACGGCAUCGCUGCGAGCGCUUCGGUUUCACCUGCUCGUCACGGAGGGUCCCAACAAGCUCAGCCGUGUCGAGCCGAACAAGACGCGAAAUCUCCCUUACACCGCCGUCUGCCGAGAGACUGUCCCAAACCAGAGUCAGUGGCGCUGGUCCAUGAGCAAAGAGGAUGGUUGCGUCCAUGGCACAUACCAAAAUCAGUGGAUGGCUUCGAUGCACGAUGCAAGCGAUAUUUACUUUGCAAACUUCACAACAGGCGUUGCUCUCUUUGACAUGGCUUAUGACGACUUUCUGGGUGUUUGCGGUCAAAAGCACCCCCUGACAACCAUGAUAGUUCGUGGCCUGAAUAUUUCGCAUAUAAUACACUAAGGACUUGCGAGCGCUUUAUUAUUUCAUCAAGUGUAAUAAAAGAUGUAUGUUCCAGAAUAAAAUGAACAUGAAAUGUGA